GGCAGGAUAUAAAGAGAAGAUGUCAUUUUGAAAUCAUGCAUCCGCACCAAUCUUUUCUCUCUGUCCUACUUCCCCUAGCCUUUUCGACAUGCAUAUCAACCGACUGCCUUGCGAAAUAUUCCUCCGUGCUGUAGACAUAGCAGUUAAUGGCGACCAGCCAGCUCCGGCAAACAACUACGGCCUAGACUGUGCCGUCAAUAUCGCGGGCGUGUGCCGCCUUUGGAAGGCUCUUCUGCCAAAGAGACUUACCGAUACAGCGACCAUUGAGCGUGCCAAAAUUGGUGAGUGCGAAAGGGGAGGCAGACACAGGAUUUUGUGGAAGUCGAACCUAAAUACCUUCAUCUUACUGGAAAGGACCGAAGACGUCAGGAACCUUGUUGUAAUACUCGACGACAAGUGCUGCUGUUCGCCUCAUAUAUUCGAGAUGCUGGAGCUCUUCCAUUUCAGCCGGUUUGUGUGGGGAGGCAUUCGUUCACUAAAGUUUGUUGGUCUCGGGGUUUUCUGCUAUGCCCCAGGGCAGCAGGACCCUGACGCUGGCGCCAAAGCAAAGGCAUCCGCUGACCUUCUCAUCCAGCGUUUUCCCAGACUCAACUCGCUAAGUUACAAUAUCUCAUGCAAUGACUCGCUCGCCUGGACACUAGACCACCGUGGAUAUUUGCCACUCAACCCGUUAUUUAAAACAGUGCACGAUGCGCUGUUGGGCAAGCUCACCUUCAUAAUGGGUGCAUAUCCAGCCGUUCUGCCUCCUGCCUUGACGUUUGAAGUCCCACUCACAUCUCUGUUAAUUAGAGACGACUACUUGCGGACUCUGCCGUACAUCCCCAGGUUUCCUACCGUGGCCUUGCGUAAGCUAUGGAUGCUUUGCAGUGCAGACGGAUUUCCUUGGGACAUGUUCAUCACAAUGAACAAAAACACAAUCGACUUUCCCCAACUCCACUUUCUGUAUAUCUGUUUUGGACACACCCCACAGUCAUCCAGUCUAAAAAUGGCUGCACACGGCGGACUCGAUAUCCGAUUCCCAAAGCUGACACGGGUGGAGAUUAGCGACGCUCUAAGAGUGUACCAUGACCCACUCGCUCUUUUUCAUAGUGCCCCACUCCACACCUUGCUUCUUGCUGAUGACCUGGCCGCACUCCAGCGUGUGAACACUGGCUUCCUGCGAAAUAUCAGGCAGCUUGUGUUUGCGGCCAUGUCUGGCGCCGAUAGUGCCACCAAGCUUCCGCGUGAGGCUAUUGCGCGAUUCUACACAGCGAAAUCUGGCGUUGAGAUUGCAUAUAUGAUGGGGAACCUGCUGCCUCCACCAAAGGAAAUUGCAUGGGCUGCCCUUGGUCGCCUUGUUUUGAAUCUGGUACCUAGCGAACUACACAGGGUUGGGCGAGUAAUCGCCCAGCUGCCCUGCCUUUGGCAUUUGCGUAUUCUUCACUCUAGCUUUGUCCAAUCUGGGAAGGUCCCGUACACCUGGGAGGAAGAAAACGACCAUAUAUCAGCGAUAGAUAUCCACAGCGUACAAGAGUCGGAUAGCCAGGCAUUAGAUAACGGAACACUCGCUCCACUCGUGCUGGUCGGUAUGCAAGCAAGGGUACUACCGUGUGCCUGCAAAGAUGGGUUGCCUCCACUUAGCACCAGGCUGCAGAUCCUCGAGAUAGCAACAAGAAGCCAACAGGCCCCAGAGACGAUAUGUGACCUAAUGCGGCAGUUGCCAUCAUUGGAAAAGCUUGUGGUCUCCGAUGUAUACGUGUCUACUGUUAGCUCCAUUGCAGAUAGCGAAGGACACAGCGUGAGUGUUGUUGGAUGGAGCAGCUAUAAGGGCAGUGUCGUAGUGAGCCUUGUCUAAUACUCACCGCCCCUCUCGACGCCAUCAUCAUAAUAGUAGCAAAGGCCAAAUAUGUGACAUAAAUACUUGUUUGCACAAUGGUAACCACAGUGAAUACUAAUAGUCCUGGUACAUCCUCAGCUCCUGCUCGGUCGCCU
Molecule: messenger RNA, 1971 nt
Organism: Linderina pennispora
Lineage: Eukaryota; Fungi; Kickxellomycota; Kickxellomycetes; Kickxellales; Kickxellaceae
Exons: 1
Coding region: 89-1834 (581 amino acids)
Source: RefSeq, a predicted model, not a curated record